AUGAAGUUCUGGUCUACGCUUCUUCUUUCGUUGUCGGCCGUCUCCGGCGUUCUCGCCGCAAGUUCCGCCAAGGGUACAUACCAGAAGUAUCAGUCUCUCUCACGCUCGGGACCUGUUUCACUCGACAGUGCCGCUUUUGAGGAGCUCACCAAAGCUCCACGCGACUACUAUGCAGCGGUCAUUUUGACGGCGAUGGAUGUCCGCUACGGGUGUGAUAUGUGCCGUCAAUUUGACCCCGAAUGGAAUCUCAUUGGAAAGAGCUGGAAUAAGGGCGAGAAGCCGGAUGACCUGAAGGUCAUCUUUGGAACUCUUGACUUUGACAAGGGCAAGACAGUCUUCCAGAAGCUUAUGCUUCAAUCCGCUCCCAUCAUGCUUCUUUUCCCUCCCACUGCCGGACCCUACGCCAAAGUGAAAGCGGACCCCGUCAGAUAUGACUUUACUGGACCAAUGAGUGCCGAUCAGAUGUACACAUGGCUUAAGCGCCAUCUGCCUGAGAGACAAUUGCCUGCCUUGAAUCGACCCGUGAACUACAUGCGUAUCGUCUCGACCGUGACAGUGCUGAUGGGUGCCAUCACGCUAUUCACGGUACUCUCACCUUGGAUUCUGCCCUUAAUUCAGAACCGCAAUCUUUGGGCGGCCAUUAGUUUGAUCGCGAUCCUGCUUUUCACUAGUGGGCAAAUGUUCAACCACAUCCGCAAGGUCCCCUAUGUGACUGGGGAUGGCAAGGGCGGAGUCAGCUACUUUGCCAGUGGCUUCCAAAACCAGUUCGGUCUCGAGACCCAGGUUGUAGCUGCGACCUACGCUGUCCUCUCCUUCGUCACUAUUGCCCUGGCCUUGAAGGUGCCUCGCAUGCAAGAUGUGAAUGGUCAACAACUGGCUGUCUUCAUCUGGGCCGGUGUCCUUUUCGGAACCUACAGCUUCCUGAUCAGUGUGUUCAAGAUUAAGAAUGGCGGCUAUCCAUUCUGGCUUCCUCCUUUCUAG
This is a messenger RNA of Penicillium diatomitis, 981 nucleotides long. RefSeq names its product OST3/OST6 family protein. Bases 1 to 981 code for a protein of 326 amino acids. Gene Ontology annotation, cellular component: oligosaccharyltransferase complex. The record is from RefSeq and is a predicted model, not a curated record. The transcript is spliced from 4 exons. Lineage: Eukaryota; Fungi; Ascomycota; Eurotiomycetes; Eurotiales; Aspergillaceae.